Messenger RNA from Rhagoletis zephyria (snowberry fruit fly), 2660 nucleotides. Its product is annotated as protein ERGIC-53-like. Gene Ontology annotation, cellular component: endoplasmic reticulum membrane; COPII-coated ER to Golgi transport vesicle; endoplasmic reticulum-Golgi intermediate compartment. Gene Ontology annotation, biological process: endoplasmic reticulum to Golgi vesicle-mediated transport. NCBI's taxonomy places the organism in Eukaryota, Metazoa, Arthropoda, Insecta, Diptera, Tephritidae. The record is from RefSeq and is a predicted model, not a curated record. Gene Ontology annotation, molecular function: D-mannose binding.
CAAUAGUGUAUGUGUCAAAUAAAAAUGUCAGGUACCGGAUUGCUGUGCUCCUACAGAUUUUCUCAAAUCGUGGUUAUUUUACUAGUCCUAGUGGAUCUUCGCCACGUCCAAGCUAAUGUAAACAACCAUUUGGCUGGCGUGCAUCGACGCUUCGAAUACAAAUAUUCAUUUAAGCCCCCAUAUUUGGCUCAGAAGGAUGGCACUGUGCCCUUCUGGGAGUACGGAGGCAAUGCGAUUGCCAGUGCGGAGAGCGUACGCGUGGCACCGUCAAUGCGUUCACAAAAGGGUGCAAUCUGGACCAAGUCACCAACGAACUUUGACUGGUGGGACGUAGAGAUUGUCUUCCGGGUAUCUGGUCGUGGUCGUAUUGGCGCCGAUGGUCUGGCAUUCUGGUACACCACAGAAAAAGGAGAUUAUAAUGGCGCUGUAUUUGGUUCCUCAGAUCGUUGGAAUGGUCUGGGCCUAUUUUUCGACUCCUUUGAUAAUGAUAAUAAACAUAAUAACCCAUAUAUUAUGGCUGUGGUAAACGAUGGAACUAAGGCAUUCGACCAUCAAAACGAUGGCACCACACAACUACUGUCUGGAUGCCUGCGAGAUUUCCGCAAUAAGCCUUUCCCGACACGCGCUCGCAUUGAAUAUUACAAUAAUGUAUUAACAGUGUUGUUCCACAAUGGUAUGACCAAUAAUAACGAGGAUUAUGAGAUGUGUCUUCGAGCUGAUGGUGUCCAACUACCCAAAAAUGGUUUCUUUGGAAUUUCGGCUGCGACUGGAGGUCUAGCGGACGAUCAUGACGUCUUCCACUUCCUAACUUCAUCUCUACAUCCGCCCGGUCAAGUUCCAUCAGAUCCUGUGAAAGUUCCAGAGAACUCGGAAAAGCUGACACAGGAAUACAAGGAAUACCAGGAGAAGUUGGACAAACAGAAGCAGGAGUAUAAGAAGGAGCAUCCUGAUGAGGUCAAAGAUGAUGAUGAGUGGGAAGAGUUCUUUGAGUCAGAAAAUCAACGUGAACUGCGUCAAAUAUGGCAAGGUCAAAGUCAAAUUUUCGAGCAAUUGCGGGAUUUGUCUCGUAAAGUAGACGAAGUAAUAGGCCGCCAAGAGAAUACUCUGUCUUUGGUAUCAAGAAAUGCGGGUGCUGCAGUUCAACAACAAGUGGGUGCACCAGGAAGCGCCGGCGCACCACCUGUUGCCACAGGCACGGUGAGUGGAACCAUCACAAGACCAGAAGUCGAUCUCGUUGUGGCGAACCAAAACGCACUGCUGGCAACUGCUCGCGAGAUUCGUACACUAAUUGGAGAGAUUCAAGCACGUGCCGACACAAUUAUCAAAAACCAACAACGUGCGCCCACAGCUCAAGUGCAAGCGGCUGGUUAUGAUAUUCAGUCCGUUAUCGCUGAGAUGCGAGACGGUAUGAAUCAAGUGAAACAGGGUAUGGCACAUGUUGGACAAAAGCUUGGAUCGCCACAGGCUGGUUCACAAAUCGCUUGCCCAACUGGAAAUUGUGUUGGGAUAACUUUGUUCCUAAGUGUGACCGUUGUGCAGCUGCUGCUGGUGUUCCUGUAUUCAUUCUUCAAAAGCCGCAGUGAAGCUCAAGCGAAGAAGUUCUACUAAGCCAAAUUCAACAAUAAUAGGAAAUUAUGUGGAACGAUUGAGUCAAUUUUCUUUCUGCAUGUAAAUCGUUUGUAAUGUCUAUCAUCUUUUUAAUUCGAUUAAGUUGAAAUGAAGUGUUCCAUAAACCUCUCUACAACAUUUAGUAAAAAAAAAAAAAAAUCGGAUAAAUGUGCAUAGUAUAUGCGAAGAGAACAAAACGUGAACAACUAAAAUAGAAAGGAGUGAUGAACAAUUCAUCUUAAAUACGAAGUAAUUAAAGUUUUAAAGCUUGCUCAACAUUGAUGUUUUCAAGAAUGAGAUGGUAUGAAAUUUGUUAGCGUGCUUUACGUUUGCCCGAUAUUUAACGUAAAAUCCAUCAUCUUUCUCGCCCGGUGCUCUCUCGUUCUAGAUUGAAAUUAUAUGUACAUACUUACAUAUCGCACGUUUAAUAAUAUAGAGAUGUAAUUCAAAAUUUAUGUUUAUGGAGAUUUCAUCAUCCAAUUAAGCUCAAUAAGGAGAAUAUAUACAGCCUAAUAGAUGACUAAACUUCCCUAAAAUGGCGAAGAUGUAUGCCAUUCCAUCCUGCUUUUGGUAUACCAACUGUAUGAACUGAUCAAACUUUGACUGCGUUUUCCCACAAAAUUUAAAUUUUCAAAUAAUUCGGCAUAUUAUUAAACAUGAGAUAUGUGUGCAUGGCUCUCUUUGUUCAUACUGACAUUAAUAAUGUUAGAAAUCUAGGAAAGUUAGUUAAGAUUAUAUUAUCGUAAUUUUUCUUUUUCUACUUUUUACAUUGCUCGUAUAACAUCUUUCAAUAUUACUCUCAGUUGUGUUAGAAAUCAUUGCAAAACACUUUGUUUUUCGGCAUACGUACCGAAACAUACUUAAUUUAUAUCUAUGUACUUCGUGAAUGUUAAGAUGUUAUUUAAUAUAAUCAUUCCAGUCUAAUGAGAAUUGCGAUAAAUGUUUAUUAAACUUUAUUUUGAUAUAUAUUAGGUUGACUAUGAGCAUUAAAUUUAGAUUUGAAUUGCAGUUUUUUCAAUUGAAUUUUAUAAUAAAAUUUUAAAAAUUUGGAA